CCAGCCUGGCCCGGGAUGUCUCCAGGGAUGGUUCAUCUACCACCUCUCUGCGCCCCCGGGCCCGCUCUCACGCGCAGUGUCACAGUGUGUCCCCGCCCCGGCAGUGACGCACGGUGUGUGUCCCGUUCCGCAGCCCCGCCGAUCGGUGUCCGCCAUGGCGCUGCGGCUGCUGCUGGCCCGGGCCCUGCGCCUGUUCCCGCGCUGCCGCCCGCCCCGCGCCCCCCGCCGGGACCCCCGGCCGGUCCCGCAGCCCUCGCCGUGGCGGCCCUGGCUGGCCUGGCUCCCGGCCGCCCGCCGCCUCCUGCUGAGCGGCCCGGGGGGCGGGCUGGCGGCCGCGGCGCGGCGGGCGGCGGCGGGGCCUGCCUGGCGCUGGCCAUGGCGCUGGGGCUGGUGGAGCCGCGGCUGGAGGAGCAGCGACGGGCAGAGGCGGCGUGUCGGCACAUCCAGACGGUGUUUGUCGGGAAGAACAAGCCGCAGAAGGAUCCGCUGAGGUCCUUGCGCUGGCAGGGCUUCAAGCUGGAGGAAUAUCUCAUCGGGCAGCCCAUCGGGAAGGGCUGCAGUGCCGCCGUGUACGAAGCAGCGAUUCCCUUCUCGUGCGAUCGUGGCGGGUGUGCGGGGAGCAGCUGUUUCACGGGGCAGGGGCCGAGCGUGCAGCAGGAUCGCGGCUCCGCUUCACCGCCGGCUGAAGAGGAACCCGUGCAGAAACAACCGUCGAAAGAGGCUUUUCCGUUAGCGAUCAAAAUGAUGUGGAACAUCUCGGCGGGUUCGUCGAGCGAAGCCAUCCUGGAUGCCAUGGGCCGAGAGCUCGUUCCAGCCACGGGCGCUGCCUUAGCUGGAGAAUACGGAGCCGUCUCUGGCUGCAGAAAACCCGUCCUUGGGAGGAAGAAGUUGCAACCUCAUCCGAAUAUAAUACAGGUGAUCCGAGCGUUCACUUCCUCAGUCCCUUUGCUGCCUGGAGCAUUCGCAGAUUAUCCCGACGUUCUUCCGUUCAGCCUGAAUCCCAGAGGGAUCGGCCACAGCCGCACGCUCUUCUUGGUCAUGAAGAAUUAUCCGUGCACGCUGCGCCAGUACCUGAGGGAGAGCAGCCCGGAUGUUGUUCUCUCCACGAUGAUGAUUUUACAGCUCCUGGAAGGCGUGGACCAUCUUGUUCGACAUGGAAUCGCACACAGAGACCUGAAGUCCGACAACAUCCUGGUUGAAUUUGAUUCUGCUGGCUGCCCCUGGCUGGUGAUCACCGACUUCGGCUGCUGUUUGGCAGAUGAAACCGUGGGCUUGAGGCUGCCGUUCACCAGCUCCUACGUGGAUCGGGGCGGCAACGGCUCCCUGAUGGCACCCGAGGUGAUCACAGCGUCACCCGGUCCGGGCAGGGUCAUCAACUACAGCAAAGCCGACGCUUGGGCUGUGGGAGCCAUCGCCUACGAAAUCCUCGGCCUGGCCAACCCUUUCUAUGGCCCUGGGGACGCGGCUCUGGAGAGCAGAAGUUACCGCGAAGAGGAUCUGCCAGCCCUGCCUGACCAUGUGCCCCUGGAGCUGAGACAAGUGAUCAAGAUGCUGCUUCAGAGGGAUCCCAACAAGAGAUUGUCCGCCAGAGUCGCCGCCAACAUUCUGCACCUCAGCCUGUGGGGUGGAAGCGUUUUCGCCUCCUCCACCCCGAAACCCGACCAGAUGAUCACCUGGCUGCUCUGCCAGUCUGCGGCCGCGCUGCUCACCCACGGCCUGGCCGAGAAAACCCGCGUGGAAACCAAAAUGAAGAUGUGUUUUUUGGCCAACCUGGAGUACGAAGACCUCUGGGCGGCGAUAUUCCUGUUGCUGGCCUGGAGAAGCCGCUCGGGGUGAAGAACACGACCCCGGGGCGCGAGCGUGCGGUAGAUAAACAUCACUUUUUAAAGGAAUCUGUCUUUUCUGUCUGCCGCGAAUCCUGUAGCACUUUAGGGAACAAACCUGCGGGUUGAAGAGGUUGAGUAUCUCUAGCAAGCGUUAGGCGCUGCUUGUCCCUAGAAAUCCCCGCGUGUCGUUGCUCUUGGGGAGCGUUUGCGGCCCUUGCGGGUGUCCUGAGCUCCGCGGUGGGUUUUGCUCACGUUUGGAAUUCACCGUCGACUCGUAAGUCGCGUGUUGAGCGGAGCAGGUUCCCUUUCAGAAGAGGAGCGUGGGAGGACGUCCUGGAAGCACCACAGAAUUCAACAACUCACCGAGAAAGCCGGGCUGACAGCGGGACGUGCGAUCUUUCUUUUGUGUAGGGAAACCAACGGCGGUUUUAAAAUGAUGUUAAAAUUUCUCCGCGGCCACAGACGUAUCUCGAAAAGCCUCUUGCUGAGGUGAGCGGCAGCCGCUUGCUUCUUACAGUAACGCACAUCGCGUAUCUCGCUGCUUGUACGCAAAACAGCAAAAAUGAGCCCAAAACCACUUAUAUUCGUUUCUCAACUGUGGUGAUUGUGCGGUGGCUGCUGUGGAGUCCAAGGCAAAGUCAAAAUGUGGCGGGUUGGAGAUAAUAUUGCAAAUGGGCUGAGCAGAGUUCAGUGGGAUAUUCUGUUUGAUCCACUUGUUUUUUCUGUUUAACAAUGAAAUAAUGUCCUUUGUUCGCAAGGGCAGGACGUGUGGAUUUUCGACCAACAGUCGUAUGUACGGAAACAUGGUUGGAUUUCAUGUCUGUGAUCCCGUUUUGAGGAAUUUUGGGAGAAAGUUCUUAACGCUUGUUGCACAAUAAAUGGAAGAUUAAGCUCU
Messenger RNA from Columba livia (rock pigeon), 2721 nucleotides. RefSeq names its product PTEN induced kinase 1 (gene PINK1). Gene Ontology annotation, biological process: regulation of apoptotic process; autophagy of mitochondrion; protein phosphorylation. Gene Ontology annotation, molecular function: protein serine/threonine kinase activity; ATP binding. Gene Ontology annotation, cellular component: mitochondrion. NCBI's taxonomy places the organism in Eukaryota, Metazoa, Chordata, Aves, Columbiformes, Columbidae. The record is from RefSeq and is a predicted model, not a curated record.